Molecule: messenger RNA, 703 nt
Organism: Perkinsus marinus ATCC 50983
Lineage: Eukaryota; Perkinsozoa; Perkinsida; Perkinsidae
Product: calcium-dependent protein kinase, putative
Exons: 7
Biological process (GO): protein phosphorylation; mitotic DNA damage checkpoint signaling
Cellular component (GO): nucleus
Molecular function (GO): protein serine/threonine kinase activity; ATP binding
Source: RefSeq, a predicted model, not a curated record
AUGUGUUCACGAUGCGGACCUCAUCCGUAUCCAACUCGAGCAACCUCAGGAUAUUCUCUGCGACAAUGAAGCCGCUGAUAUACGUGAUUAUUACAUACUUGGAAACAAAAUAGGCGAGGGGGCCUAUGGACAGGUACGGGCCGUAGUUGCUAAUGAAGUUAGUGUGCUGCGGAAGCUCAACCAUCCGAAUGUAUGCAAACCGCGGGAAUUCUUCCAAGAUGAAUACUUCUACUAUCAAGUCAUGCAAAUGUACGGACCACCAGUUUUAGCUGGCCUCAACGCGAAAUUCGCCUCCAAGGAACAGUUCCAUAGCUCACCAGAACCUCUUAUCCAUGCACGGUUGCCGGAAUACCGCAUUGCUGAGCUCAUCAGAUCCGCGUUGGAAGCAUGCGCAUAUAUACACAGUCAGGGCGUAGUUCAUCGAGAUAUCAAAGGUGACAACUUCCUUUUCGAGACCACCGACAUCGAUAAUGGGGAGCUCGUCAUGAUCGACUUCGGCUUAGCGAUCGAGCGUAAGAGCGCCCAACUCGUCACCACUAGCAUCACUCCCUGUAGAUGGGUUGCACCUGAGAUGCUCAAGGAAGGCUACAACAGUGGAUCGGUUGACGUUUGGGCGGUCGGUAUCCUCUUGUACAUUCUAGUUUACGGUCAAUACCCGUUCGACGGCAGAGUUGUCCAAAACGUUCUACGGAGCAUUCUUUAC